CUUCCCACGUGUCAUUGAGAGGACACAAAACCUUAAAAAUACACAAAGAGACCCUUAGACUUUAAAUAUAGGAGCUAAUUAAACCUGUAUCAGUAUUAUAUACUUAGUCCAUUAUAUCUGUAGUGAUAGAGAGAGAUAGAAGAAGAAGAGAAGAAUAAUGAAGGUUCUAGCGUUUCUUUGCGCAGUGUUACUUGGUGCAGUGGUAAGAGCUGACGAGGACUCACUUGUCCUGGUCCUCACCAAAGAUACUUUUCAUGAAGCAAUUUCCUCUAACGAGAACAUCCUAGUUGAAUUCUAUGCUCCAUGGUGUGGACACUGCAAAGCGUUGGAGCCAGAAUACAACAAGGCAGCUAAGAUGAUUGAGGAAGGAGGCAUGGACUUCACUCUAGCUAAAGUUGACGCAACAGUUGAGAAGGAACUCGCCGAAGAAUAUAAAGUACAAGGAUACCCAACAAUCAAGUUCUUCAAGAACGGAGUACCAAGAGAAUAUAGUGGUGGGCGUAAAGCCAAUGACAUUAUCGCCUGGUUGGAGAAGAGCACUGGUCCAGUUGUUACUGAACUGGCAACAGCUGCCGAAAUUAAAGCCUUCAAUGAUAAAGCUGACGUCUCAAUCGUUGGAUACUUCCCUAGCAACGAGACUGACGAGGCCAAGGCUUACAUUUCAGCUGCUGACUCCGGUAUAGAGGGACUCAACUUUGCUCUCUGCAUCAACCCCGAGACAACAAAAGAAAUGGAAGCAGAAGUGAACACUGUUGUCCUUUACAAGAAAUUUGAUGAUGGCAAGUCAGUAUUCCCAGCUGCUGACAGUAACUGGACUACUGAGAGUAUCGUAAGAUUUAUUAGCGACGAGAGACUACCAUACGUCACUCUCUUCUCUGAUGAAACUGCCCCAAUUAUUUUUGGCGGUAGCAUUAAGAAUCACCUCCUGUCAUUCUUUGCUAGCGACGACGAGAAAUACGAGACCUAUAUGGAGAACCUGAAAGUAAUUGGAAAGGAAUUCCGUGGAAAAGUUAUAGUAGUACAUAUUGAUUCUAAGAAGGAGGAGUCUGAGAGAAUUAUGGAAUUCUUUGGAAUCACUAAAGAUGAUCUUCCAGCUAUUCGUAUUAUCCACUUAAGCGAAGACAUGAAGAAGUAUCGUCCUGAUUUCCAAGAGAUCGAGACUGAGAAGUUGAGGGGAUUCGUUCAAGGGUUUCUUGAUGGAACAAUAACUCCUCAUUUGAAUACUGAAGAGGUACCGGAAGAUUGGGACGCAAAACCAGUAAAAGUCCUCGUUGGAAAGAACUUUAAGGAAGUUGCUUUGGACGAGACUAAACACGCCUUUGUAGAAUUCUAUGCCCCAUGGUGUGGUCACUGCAAGCAGUUGGCUCCAAUUUGGGACAAACUUGGUGAACACUACAAGGACAAUGAUCAGAUUGUCAUAGCUAAAAUGGACUCCACCAAGAACGAAGUUGAUGGAAUUCAGAUCACCGGUUUCCCAACAAUUAAAUUCUUCCCUAAAGGCUCAAAAGAAGGACAUGACUACGUUGGUGGAAGGACUCAAGAAGAUCUAAUUCAAUACGUUGAGGACAGGCUGGCCGGCAAACCGCUAGAGAAAGGAGAGGAGGUGGAUGAGGGCAUGGACACGAUGGAAGAUGACAUGAAUGAUGAUCCUGCCAUGCCAGAGGAGGAGGAGGAAGAUGGAGCCACAAGAGAUGAACUUUAGAUUCAAUCAAUAUCUUGUCUCCUUCUCUCAUUAGGAUAUUAAUAUUAUUAAUUAUUAUUAUUAUUAUACGUCUUCUGUUCAAUAUUAUUAUUAUUUUUUGUUCAGAAACUAUUCAGUCAUUCCUUCUCUCUGCUCUGUUACUUACGUCAUUUUCAUAAUUAUUAAUUAUAAUAAUUAAAUUUGUCAGCUAAUAGUUUUUGUAUCUCUCUCUUCCCUUUUAUUAACAAAAUCAAUUAAUUAAUAAUAAUAAUACUGGUGUCUUUAUGAUUAUGUACUACAA
Amphimedon queenslandica is the source of this 1982-nucleotide messenger RNA. Its product is annotated as protein disulfide-isomerase 2-like. The transcript has 10 exons. Gene Ontology annotation, molecular function: protein disulfide isomerase activity. Lineage: Eukaryota; Metazoa; Porifera; Demospongiae; Haplosclerida; Niphatidae. Gene Ontology annotation, cellular component: endoplasmic reticulum. The record is from RefSeq and is a predicted model, not a curated record. The coding region runs from base 158 to 1702 and encodes 514 amino acids. Gene Ontology annotation, biological process: protein folding; response to endoplasmic reticulum stress.